Molecule: messenger RNA, 1296 nt
Organism: Abrus precatorius (Indian licorice)
Lineage: Eukaryota; Viridiplantae; Streptophyta; Magnoliopsida; Fabales; Fabaceae
Product: aspartic proteinase CDR1-like
Exons: 2
Coding region: 1-1296 (431 amino acids)
Biological process (GO): proteolysis
Cellular component (GO): extracellular region
Molecular function (GO): aspartic-type endopeptidase activity
Source: RefSeq, a predicted model, not a curated record
AUGGCAACUUUCUCUUCUCUUCUCUUAGUGUUCCUAUCACUCGCAAUACCCUUCAUUGAGGCACACAAUGGUGGCUUCAGUGUUGAACUCAUUCAUAGAGAUUCCGCAAAAUCUCCAUUCUACAACCCCACCAAAACUCGUUUUCAACUUCUUCACAGUGCUCUUCAACGCUCUUUUAACCGUUUCCACCUCUUCUACCCACUAACAAAAGCAUCCUCAGACACACCACAGUCACAAAUAACCGACAACCAAGGAGAAUACCUUGUUAACUACUCCAUUGGAACCCCACCUUUUGAAAUCAUGGGCAUCUUUGACACGGGUAGUAACCUUAUUUGGUCACAGUGUAAACCUUGUACUCAUUGUUACAACCAAACCAAUCCAAUGUUUGACCCUUCCCAAUCUUCAACAUACAAACCCAUAGCCUGUGAUUCUAGGGUGUGUCAUUUAUUAGCUGAUGUCUCAUGCGACAAUGCCGAUCAUAGUUGUAAGUACAGCAUUUCAUACGGUGAUGGAUCACAUUCACAAGGAACUCUUGCCUUUGACACACUUACCUUAGGCUCUACUACAGGUUCCUCAGUUGCAUUUCCCAGUAUUCCCAUUGGUUGUGGAUUCGACAAUGCUGGUACCUUUGACAACAAAACUUCUGGCAUAGUUGGGGUAGGAAGUGGUAAUGUCUCAUUUAUCUCUCAAAUAGGUCCUUCAGUUGGGUUCAAAUUCUCCUAUUGCUUGGUGCCGUAUUUUGAAUCCAAUGCCACAAGUAAAUUAAAUUUUGGAGAUAAUGCUGUUUUGGCUGAUCCUGGUGUAGUCUCUACUCCAAUUUCACCUGGUGAUUCAACUUUCUAUUACCUUACAUUGGAGGCAAUGAGUGUGGGGUCCCAAAGGAUAGAGUUCAAAGAUGAGUCAACUUCAAAAGACAAGAAGGGUAACAUUAUAAUUGACUCAGGAACAACAUUGACCUUUUUCCCUAUGGAUUUUUAUCAAAAAUUGGAGUCAGCAGUGGCAUUGAAUUUCAAUUUUGAACGUGAUGAUAACCAAAUGUUAAGUCUUUGUUAUAAGGCUCCACUAAGUGCUAUUCAGGCCCCAAACAUUACAGCACAUUUCGUUGGUGCCGAUGUUGCGUUAACUUCUGCCAACACUUUUGUUAGCAUUUCGGAGAAUAUAACGUGCUUUGCUUUUACCUCAGGGCCAACGCCCGAUGCCAUGUUUGGAAACUUGGCACAAGUUGGUUACUUGGUCGAGUAUGAUUUGCUUAAGAAGAUGGUGUCCUUCAAGCCCACUGAUUGUGCCAAGAUUUAA